AUGUGGAAUAUUUCUGAUCUUGAAAGCGAAAAUGUAUUACAAUUUUUAAAAGAUUAUGAAGAAAAUCGUUACAUGGAAAGUAUUGUACAAUCUGAGAGCGAACAAAUGUGUUAUAGUUAUGAUGAUAAGGGAAAACAAAGUCACAUAAGAAAUGGUGACAUAGUUCUAGCUUCAAACGCAACAAAUUUAGAUAAAUUUACAUUCUCAAAUGCAAUGGCUCAAUCAGUAAAAUUAGGUAUAUGGGAAGCAUCUUUAGAUAAUUAUGUACGUUCUAUAGAAUUCGUUACUGAAGACUUAAAAGCUGGUAGAAAUUCAGAUUUGUUAGACACGCCUGAUUUCUAUUGGGAAAGAGAUGAUCUAGAACGUCUUUACCAAGAGAUUUGUUCAUAUUUUAAUAUUGCAAAACGUACAAGAGUUAUAAAUGAGAAAUUAAAUCAUUGUGUAGAACUUGUGAGUAUUUUAUCGGCACACUUAAGUGAUCGCCAUCAUAUUCGAUUAGAAUGGAUGAUUAUUAUUCUUAUUAUGGUUGAAGUUGUUUUUGAAACAUUACAUUACAUGGAUCGAUAUUUUUCAUAG
Molecule: messenger RNA, 576 nt
Organism: Osmia lignaria (orchard mason bee)
Lineage: Eukaryota; Metazoa; Arthropoda; Insecta; Hymenoptera; Megachilidae
Source: RefSeq, a predicted model, not a curated record